UGCUUCCUCAAGCUUCAAGACAGUAUUUUUUUUGAUCUUUGUGAUAACAAUCUCCGCCAUGGGAACGAAGUUUUUAGCUCUGGGUCUGUCCCUGUGUCUUGUUUUCUCAAGCUUUUAUGAUGUUUCUUGCCAGGAUGAAGGAACUACAGGUUUGAGUUUAGAUCUAUUUGAGCGUGAGUAUCAAGCCAAUGUAAAUUCUCUCCAAGGCAACGAAGGAGAAGAUCAGAGACAGAGUGAAAACCAGACCAGUGGUCAGAAAAACAGUACUGUGACGGAUAACAACACCAUUUCUCUGUCUCUAUCGGAAGAUUCCGUGAAAACUCUUAAAGAUUCUGCUGAUACCUCGUCUCAGUUAGGAGCUGUUACUGAUGAAGCGGGUAAAGGUUCGAGUAUGUUGGACCAUAUUGAACUUGAGUUCCAAGCACAUAUCAAUGAGCUUCAAAAAGCUGGUUCUGAUGGAAUCAACAAUGUUGAUGAACUUCAAAAAGCUGGAUCUGAUGGUAUCAACAAUGUUGAUGUAUCUAAGGAUGAUGAAGAACAAGCUAGGAGACAGAAAAUGCUGGAAGAAAUUGAACGCGACUUUGAAGCUGCUGCAGCUGGAUUUGAACAACUCAGGACUAAUGAUUCCUCCCAAGGAAAAGAUGAUGAACAGUCUGCAAUGAGACAAAGCAUGCUGGACGAGAUUGAACGAGAUUUCGAAGCUGCUACAAAAGGUCUUGAACAACUAAAGGCUGAUGAUUUAACUGGAAUCAAUGAUGAAGAACACGCUGCACGGAGACAGAAGAUGUUGGAAGAGAUCGAAAGAGAGUUCGAAGGUAUCUUAAAACAAGCUACAAAAGGUCUUGAAGAACUAAGGCAUUCCACCUCAAGCACAGAUGAUGAAUCAAACUCUGCAAAGAGAAACAGUAUGCUAGAUGAAAUCGAACGCGAGUUUGAAGCUGCUACGAGUGGUCUUAAACAGCUAAAGAUUAAUGCUUUCACUGUCGAAGAUGAUGAUAAAGAACAAGAUUCCAGGAGACAAAGUAUGCUAGAUGCAAUCGAGCGCGAGUUUGAAGCCGUUACCGAAAGUUUUAAACAACUUGAUGAUCUCGCCGAGAGCAAAGAUGAUGGAGACCAAUCUGCAAAAAGACAAAGUAUGUUGGAUGAGAUUGAACGUGAAUUUGAAGCUGCUACAAGUAGUCUUAAGCAACUAAAGCUUGAAGAUUCCAGUGAAGGAACUGACAGUGCAGAAUAUGCAAAGAGAAAUAGCAUGCUUGAAGCUAUCGAACGCGAGUUUGAAGCUGCUACAAAAGAUUUUGAAAAGCUAAAGGCUAGUGAUUCAACCGAAGGCAAGGAUGAUGAUGACCACGCUGCAAGGAGAAAAAGUAUGCUUGAAGCUAUUGAACGCGAGUUUGAAGCCUCGACAAGAGGCCUUGCAGAGAUAAAGAAUGAUGAAGAACAAGCUGAAAAUAAGAGAAACCAUAUGUUGGAAGCAAUCGAACGUGAAUAUGAAGAAGCUGCAAGUGCCAAGGCUGAUGAAAAAGAGACAGCUUCAAAGGACCCACAAACCAUAAGUACAGUGGAGGAAACUUCUGGCGGAUACAAUGCUGCUGGUUUAGACAGUCUUCUAAAGCAAGCAGAUGGUGUCUGUAACAUAGCGGAGAUACUCGAUGAAGAAUCCAAAUUCCAGGGCUCAGAGACCCCUAGCCUCACCACAUCACUGAACAAUCUUGUUCAGACCCAUAGAAAAGAAACGUCCUCAAAGGCAGCGUUUGGCUCAUCUCCAUCAGUUACUUCCACCACAAGCGAAUCAUCCGCUACAUCAGAGAGCAUAGAGAGCUUAAAGCUAACGUUACAGAAGCUACGUGGUCUAAGCGCACGUGAUCUCGUAAACCACCCGAAUUUCGACGAGAUUAUAGAAGCCGGUACACGUUACGAGGUACUCAGCUCAGCUUCCAUUGGUUACAUCUCAUUGCUCGGCAAAUACAAAACCGUCAUUAAAGAAGGACUCGAGGCUUCUCAGAGAGUCCACAUUGCUCAAACCAGGGCCAAACUGCUAAAAGAAACCGCGAUGGAGAAGCAGAGAGCCGUGGACGCUGAGUUCGCAUUCGCUAAGACUCUGGCUCAGGGAGGAGACGCCUUGUCUAUCAAAAUCUUGGCCAUCAAGAAACUGUUGCUGAAGCUUGAAGCAGAGAAAAAGAAUGUUGACCUAAAGUUUAAGUCAACGGAGACGAAUCUAGCAAGACUUCUUAAGGAGGCUUCUCAAGCUUAUGAAGAGUUUCAUGCGGCUGUGCGUAAGGCAAAGGACGAGCAAGCAGCUGAGGAAUUCGCGCUUGAGACGACUAAGAGAGCAGAAUAUAUUUGGGUUGAGUUUCUUAGUUCACUUAAUUGAACUAACGAGAUUCUUGAUUGUGCUUAAAGCACAUCUUCAGUUAGUCGUUGUUCUUGUCUUGUAUUUUCUGGUGUUGUUUUGUUUGAGACUUUGUUUGUUGGUUAUAUCAGGAGAGAGAGGUUGAAUACUCUGAGAGAGAUUGAAAAGAGUGACUGGGUGAGAGAUGUUUUAGUCCUCUAAUAAAACUUUUUUUUGGU
Eutrema salsugineum is the source of this 2568-nucleotide messenger RNA. RefSeq names its product TSA1-like protein. The record is from RefSeq and is a predicted model, not a curated record. The transcript is spliced from 27 exons. The coding region runs from base 59 to 2371 and encodes 770 amino acids. Lineage: Eukaryota; Viridiplantae; Streptophyta; Magnoliopsida; Brassicales; Brassicaceae.